Nicotiana tabacum (common tobacco) is the source of this 663-nucleotide messenger RNA. The record is from RefSeq and is a predicted model, not a curated record. NCBI's taxonomy places the organism in Eukaryota, Viridiplantae, Streptophyta, Magnoliopsida, Solanales, Solanaceae.
AUGGCCAAACUAAUUGGCACCAUUGUCACAUUUGGUGGUGUACUCAUAAUAGUUCUAGUACAUGGCCAUGUAAAACUUUGGGCAGAAGAAAAGCCAAAUCAUGCCUCUGAGAGUGGUGGGAAUGGGAUAAGCCCAAACUCAACUCAUUUCAUUAGAGGUUCCAUCAUACUAAUGUUUGGGUACUUGAGUUCCUCUGGCUUCAUCUUUAUGCUGUCAACCACAUCACGGGUUUAUCCUGCCGAGCUCUCCCUCACAGCAUGGAUAUGCUUUAUUGGAACAAUUGAGGGAGGCAUGGUUGCAGCUGUGGUAGAAAGAAGUAAUACUGCAGUGGGGAGAAUCCAUUUGGAUUCAAAGCUUGGUGCGGGGGUAUGUUGUUCAGGACUUGCUUAUUAUAUGCAAGGGUUCGUAAUAAAGUACAAGGGUCCUAUUUUCUUGACAGCCUUCAACCCUUUAAACAUAGUUUUGGCGGCUAUAGCCAGUACAUUGCUUCUUCAUGAACAAUGUAACCUUGGAAGUAUACUUGGUGCUACAAUAAUUGUGUUGAGGCUUUACACUGUUCUCUGGGGCAAAAGUAAAGAUAACAACACCCCGGAAAAAGAGGAACAAGAACCAGCCCAGGAACAAGUUGAGGAAGAAAAUGGUGUAGUAGAUGUAGAGAUAUGC